GAGAGGGGUGGGCGGGCUGCUCUCCCGGCAUUGGCGCUCUGCAGUGCAGUCAAGUGUUAGCCCAGCUCCCUAUAUGGUCGGGGAUUAGCUCGGGCGCUGCUGAGGCUGAGCGAGGAGCGGGAGGAGGAGGAGGAGGAGGACCAGGAGGAGGAGGAGGAGGAGAAGGAGGAGGAGAAAGAGCAGCGGCAGAGCGGCGGUCGGCGCACGCCGCUGCCUGGGGGGAAACAGAGGCGCCCGAGCCUGGGGCUCCGCGCACGCCUCGGGGAGCCAUGGCCGAAGCGGGAGAAGCGGGCGAGGAUGAGAUCCAGUUCCUGCGGACUGAGGAUGAAGUGGUACUCCAGUGCAUCGCAAAUAUUCACAAGGAACAACGGAAGUUCUGCCUGGCAGCCGAGGGACUUGGGAAUCGCCUGUGCUUCUUGGAACCCACCUCAGAAGCUAAGUACAUUCCUCCAGAUCUCUGUGUCUGCAAUUUCGUGCUGGAACAGUCCUUAUCUGUCAGAGCACUGCAAGAAAUGCUUGCGAACACCAUUGAAAAUGGCGGAGAAGGGGCAGCACAAGGGGGUGGCCACAGGACCCUGCUCUAUGGUCAUGCAAUUCUCCUGCGGCACUCCUUCAGUGGAAUGUACCUCACGUGCUUGACCACAUCACGAUCCCAGACAGAUAAACUUGCCUUUGAUGUUGGUCUGCGGGAACAUGCCACAGGAGAGGCCUGCUGGUGGACCAUACACCCUGCUUCCAAACAGAGGUCUGAAGGAGAGAAAGUACGAAUUGGAGAUGACCUUAUCCUCGUCAGUGUGUCCUCUGAAAGAUACCUUCAUCUCUCGAUCUCAAAUGGCAGCAUCCAAGUGGAUGCCUCCUUCAUGCAGACGCUCUGGAAUGUGCAUCCUACGUGUUCGGGCAGUAGCAUUGAAGAAGGAUACCUACUUGGCGGGCAUGUAGUUCGUCUUUUCCAUGGUCACGAUGAGUGUUUGACGAUACCAUCUACAGAUCAGAAUGAUUCUCAGCACAGGAGGGUAUUCUAUGAAGCUGGAGGAGCUGGGACCAGAGCCAGGUCUCUAUGGAGAGUGGAACCCCUUCGGAUAAGCUGGAGUGGCAGUAACAUCAGGUGGGGCCAGGCUUUCCGACUCCGGCACCUGACCACGGGCCACUACCUGGCCUUGACAGAAGACCAAGGCCUUCUUCUGCAAGACCGGGGAAAAUCAGACACCAAGUCCACAGCCUUCACCUUCCGGGCAUCAAAGGAAAUCAAGGAAAAAUUGGAUUCCAGUCACAAGAGAGAUAUGGAAGGCAUGGGAGUUCCAGAAAUCAAGUAUGGGGAUUCUGUCUGCUUUGUCCAGCAUGUAGCCAGUGGCCUUUGGGUGACCUACAAAGCACAGGAUGCCAAAACCUCCCGUCUGGGACCUCUGAAAAGAAAGGUCAUACUCCAUCAGGAAGGCCACAUGGAUGACGGAUUAACACUGCAGAGAUGCCAGCAGGAGGAGUCCCAGGCUGCUCGCAUCAUCCGGAACACAACCGCCUUAUUCAGCCAGUUUGUAAGUGGAAACAAUCGGACAGCUGCUCCUGUCGCCUUGCCAAUAGAAGAGGUCCUGCAGACCCUACAGGACUUAAUUGCCUACUUCCAGCCCCCAGAGGAGGAGAUGCAGCAUGAAGACAAACAGAAUAAGCUCCGCUCUCUCAAAAACAGACAGAAUCUUUUCAAAGAGGAGGGAAUGUUGGCCUUGGUAUUGAAUUGCAUUGAUCGCUUGAACAUCUACAAUAGUGUAGCACACUUUGCAGGGAUCGUGAGGGAAGAGAGUGGCAUGGCCUGGAAAGAGAUUCUGAACCUGCUGUACAAAUUGCUGGCGGCUCUCAUUCGUGGGAACAGAAACAACUGUGCUCAGUUCUCCAAUAACCUUGAUUGGUUAAUUAGUAAGUUGGACAGACUAGAAUCUUCCUCAGGUAUCCUGGAGGUCUUGCACUGCAUCUUGACUGAAAGCCCAGAAGCCUUAAACCUAAUAGCAGAGGGCCACAUAAAAUCCAUCAUCUCCCUGCUAGAUAAGCACGGGCGGAAUCACAAGGUUCUUGAUGUCCUGUGCUCCCUCUGUCUCUGCAAUGGGGUCGCAGUAAGAGCCAACCAGAAUCUCAUUUGUGACAACCUACUGCCCCGGAGAAACCUGCUCCUGCAGACACGGCUAAUUAAUGAUGUCACCAGUAUCCGACCAAACAUCUUCCUGGGAGUUGCCGAAGGCUCGCCACAGUACAAGAAGUGGUACUUCGAGUUAAUUAUCGACCAGGUGGAGCCUUUCCUAACAGCAGAGCCCACACAUCUGCGGGUGGGCUGGGCCUCCUCUUCAGGCUAUGCCCCAUACCCUGGAGGUGGAGAAGGAUGGGGAGGCAAUGGCGUUGGUGAUGACCUGUACUCCUAUGGUUUUGAUGGACUUCAUCUUUGGUCAGGCCGGAUACCCAGAGCUGUAGCCUCCAUCAACCAGCACCUGCUGAAGUCAGAUGAUGUGGUGAGCUGCUGCCUUGACCUUGGAGUACCCAGCAUUUCUUUCCGAAUCAAUGGACAGCCUGUGCAGGGGAUGUUUGAGAAUUUCAACACAGAUGGACUCUUCUUCCCAGUGAUGAGCUUUUCAGCUGGUGUCAAAGUACGCUUUCUGAUGGGUGGUCGGCAUGGAGAAUUUAAGUUCCUGCCUCCCUCUGGCUAUGCCCCUUGCUAUGAAGCCUUACUUCCAAAGGAGAAGAUGAGAUUGGAGCCUGUCAAAGAAUAUAAGCGUGAUGCUGAUGGUGUUAGGGAUCUGUUGGGCACCACUCAGUUCCUCUCGCAAGCCUCCUUCAUCCCAUGCCCCAUAGACACCAGUCAGGUUGUUCUGCCACUUCACCUAGAGAAGAUCCGAGACAGACUGGCUGAAAACAUCCACGAGCUUUGGGGAAUGAAUAAAAUAGAACUCGGCUGGACUUACGGCAAAAUACGGGAUGACAACAAAAGACAACACCCCUGUCUCGUGGAGUUCUCAAAGCUCCCUGAAACUGAGAAGAAUUAUAACCUGCAAAUGUCAACUGAAACCUUGAAAACCUUGCUGGCCCUAGGAUGCCACAUUGCCCAUAUAAACCCGGCUGCAGAAGAGGAGCUAAAGAAAGUCAAACUGCCCAAAAACUAUAUGAUGUCCAAUGGCUAUAAGCCAGCCCCUUUGGACUUAUCUGAUGUGAAGCUCUUACCACCUCAAGAAAUUUUAGUGGAUAAACUUGCAGAAAAUGCACACAAUGUUUGGGCAAAGGACAGAAUAAAGCAAGGAUGGACCUAUGGCAUUCAACAGGAUCUGAAGAACAAAAGAAAUCCCCGUCUGGUGCCGUAUGCAUUACUAGAUGAACGCACCAAGAAAUCAAACAGGGACAGCCUGCGUGAAGCCGUGCGGACGUUUGUUGGUUAUGGAUAUAGCAUUGAGCCAUCAGACCAAGAACUAGUCGCUGACCCCACUGUCGAGAAGGUCAGCAUAGACAAGAUCCGAUUUUUCCGGGUAGAACGGUCCUAUGCAGUGAAGUCUGGAAAGUGGUACUUUGAAUUUGAAGUGGUGACUGGAGGGGACAUGCGUGUUGGCUGGGCCAGGCCAGGCUGUCGCCCUGACAUCGAGCUGGGUGCUGAUGACCAAGCCUUCGUGUUUGAAGGCAGCAGGGGUCAGCGUUGGCAUCAAGGCAGUGGGUAUUUUGGACGAACUUGGCAGCCUGGAGAUGUGGUUGGAUGUAUGAUUAACCUGGAUGAUGCCUCCAUGAUCUUCACACUGAAUGGGGAGCUGCUCAUCACUAGCAAAGGCUCAGAACUUGCCUUCGCUGACUAUGAGAUUGAGAACGGGUUUGUGCCUAUUUGCUCACUGGGGCUGUCGCAGAUUGGCCGCAUGAACCUUGGGACAGAUGCCAGUACCUUCAAGUUUUACACCAUGUGUGGUCUCCAGGAGGGCUUUGAGCCUUUCGCAGUGAACAUGAACCGAGACAUUGCAGUGUGGUUCAGCAAGCGCCUCCCAACAUUUGUGAAUGUCCCGAAGGAUCAUCCCCACAUUGAGGUUGUGAGGAUUGAUGGCACCAUGGACAGCCCUCCGUGCCUCAAGGUGACCCACAAGACAUUCGGCACACAGAACAGCAAUGCCAACAUGAUCUACUGCCGCCUGAGCAUGCCUGUCGAGUGCCACUCCUCUUUCAGCCACAGCCCCUGUCUAGACAGUGAAGCCUUCCAAAAGAGGAAACAGAUGCAAGAAAUACUCUCUCAUACAACAACACAAUGCUACUAUGCCAUCCGCAUUUUUGCUGGGCAGGACCCAUCAUGUGUCUGGGUUGGAUGGGUGACUCCAGACUAUCAUUUGUACAGUGAGAAGUUUGACCUGAAUAAAAACUGUACUGUGACUGUCACCCUGGGUGAUGAAAGAGGCCGGGUCCAUGAAAGUGUGAAACGCAGCAAUUGUUACAUGGUCUGGGGUGGGGACAUUGUAGCCAGUUCUCAAAGAUCAAGUCGGAGCAAUGUAGACCUGGAGAUCGGCUGCCUUGUAGAUCUGGCAAUGGGCAUGCUGUCCUUCUCAGCUAACGGGAAGGAACUUGACACCUGCUACCAGGUAGAGCCUAACACCAAAGUAUUUCCAGCCGUCUUCCUCCAGCCUACAAGCACUUCCUUGUUUCAGUUCGAACUUGGAAAACUGAAGAAUGCAAUGCCCUUGUCAGCAGCCAUAUUUAAGAGUGAAGAGAAGAAUCCCAUCCCACAGUGUCCACCUCGGCUGGAUGUCCAAACCAUCCAGCCUGUGCUCUGGAGUCGAAUGCCCAGCAGCUUCCUCAAAGUGGAGACAGAGCGGGUGAGCGAGCGCCAUGGCUGGGUGGUGCAGUGCCUAGAACCCCUGCAAAUGAUGGCACUCCACAUCCCUGAGGAGAACAGGUGUGUGGACAUCCUGGAGCUCUGUGAGCAGGAAGACCUGAUGCAGUUCCAUUACCACACACUGAGACUUUACAGUGCUGUGUGUGCCCUGGGAAACAGCCGAGUUGCCUACGCCCUGUGCAGCCACGUGGACCUCUCACAGCUCUUCUAUGCCAUUGACAACAAGUACUUGCCUGGUCUCCUUCGCUCUGGUUUCUAUGACCUGCUCAUUAGCAUCCACCUGGCCAAUGCUAAGGAGAGGAAGCUGAUGAUGAAGAACGAGUAUAUCAUCCCCAUCACUAGCACCACCAGGAAUAUCCGCCUAUACCCAGAUGAGUCCAAGAGGCAUGGACUGCCUGGGGUAGGCCUGAGGACGUGCCUCAAGCCAGGUUUCAGGUCCUCUACCCCUUGCUUCGUAGUGACUAAUGAGGAGCAUCAGAAGCAGAGCCCUGAGAUCCCCUUGGAGAUUCUCAAGACAAAGGCCCUGAGCAUGCUGACAGAGUCUGUGCAUUGUAGUGGGGCACACAUCCGAGACCCUGUUGGGGGUUCUGUAGAGUUCCAGUUUGUGCCCGUACUAAAACUCAUUGGAACCCUGCUAGUCAUGGGUGUUUUUGAUGAUGACGAUGUUCGCCAGAUUCUCCUCCUGAUUGAUCCCUCUGUGUUUGGGGAGCACGGUGGGGAAACAGAGGAGGGAGCAGAAAAAGAAGUGACCCAUGUAGAGGAAAAGGCAGUGGAGGCUGGAGAAAAAGCCAGCAAGGAGGCUCCAGUCAAAGGCUUGCUGCAGACCCGGUUACCCGAGUCUGUCAAGCUGCAGAUGUGUGAACUCCUCAGCUACCUCUGUGACUGCGAGCUGCAGCACCGAGUGGAGGCCAUUGUAGCAUUUGGUGACAUCUACGUGUCCAAGCUUCAGGCAAAUCAGAAGUUCCGUUACAAUGAGCUCAUGCAGGCCCUGAACAUGUCUGCAGCCCUAACUGCCCGGAAGACGAGGGAGUUCCGCUCACCACCCCAGGAGCAGAUCAACAUGCUCCUCAACUUUCACCUGGGAGAGAACUGCCCCUGCCCAGAGGAGAUCCGUGAGGAGCUGUACGACUUCCACGAGGACCUUCUGGUUCACUGCGGGGUUCCCUUGGAAGAAGAGGAAGAGGAGGAGGAGGACACUUCCUGGACAGGAAAACUGCGUGCUUUGGUGUAUAAAAUCAAGGGCUCACCCAAGCCAGAAAAGGAGCAGCCAAAAGAGGAAAAUGAACAGUAUCCCACAACCCUGAAGGAACUAGUCUCACAGACAAUGAUCCGCUGGGCCCAGGAGAACCAAAUCCAGGAUGCAGAGCUGGUCAGGAUGAUGUUCAACCUCCUGAGGAGACAGUAUGACAGCAUCGGGGAGUUGCUACAGGCUCUGAGAAAGACCUACACCAUCAGCCAGGCCUCCGUGAGCGACACGAUCAACCUGCUGGCUGCCCUGGGCCAGAUCCGGUCCCUGCUUAGUGUCAGGAUGGGCAAGGAAGAGGAGCUUCUGAUGAUCAACGGGCUAGGGGACAUAAUGAACAACAAAGUGUUUUACCAGCACCCCAACCUUAUGAGAGUCCUCGGCAUGCAUGAGACGGUGAUGGAAGUGAUGGUGAAUGUACUGGGUACAGAGAAAUCGCAGAUUGCCUUCCCAAAGAUGGUUGCUAGCUGCUGUCGCUUCCUUUGCUAUUUCUGUCGAAUUAGCCGACAAAAUCAGAAGGCUAUGUUUGAGCACCUAAGUUACCUGCUGGAGAACAGCAGCGUGGGCCUAGCUUCCCCGUCGAUGAGGGGGUCCACCCCACUGGAUGUGGCAGCCUCCUCUGUGAUGGACAAUAACGAGUUAGCACUAGGCCUAGAAGAACCAGAUCUUGAGAAGGUCGUAACCUACUUGGCGGGUUGUGGCCUUCAGAGCUGCCCCAUGCUUCUGGCCAAAGGAUACCCUGACGUGGGCUGGAACCCCAUCGAAGGGGAACGUUACCUGUCCUUCCUGAGGUUUGCCGUCUUCGUCAACAGUGAAAGUGUGGAGGAAAAUGCCAGUGUGGUGGUCAAGCUGCUCAUCAGACGUCCGGAGUGCUUUGGCCCAGCUCUGAGGGGUGAAGGAGGAAAUGGACUGCUGGCAGCUAUGCAGGGUGCCAUUAAGAUCUCAGAGAACCCUGCCCUCGACCUCCCCUCCCAGGGUUACAAGACAGAACUCACAGAGGAUGAUGAAGAGGAGGAAGAGAUUGUGCACAUGGGCAAUGCAAUUAUGUCCUUUUAUUCAGCUCUUAUAGAUCUAUUGGGCCGCUGUGCUCCUGAGAUGCAUCUCAUCCAAACAGGGAAAGGGGAAGCCAUCCGGAUCCGGUCCAUCCUGCGCUCCCUGGUCCCCACAGAAGACCUGGUUGGGAUCAUCAGCAUUCCCCUGAAACUGCCCUCCCUCAACAAAGAUGGGUCAGUCAGCGAGCCAGACAUGGCAGCCAACUUCUGCCCUGAUCACAAGGCCCCCAUGGUGCUGUUCUUGGACCGUGUUUAUGGCAUUAAAGAUCAAACCUUCCUGCUCCACUUGCUGGAAGUUGGGUUUUUACCUGACUUGCGAGCUUCUGCGUCUCUAGAUACAGUGUCCCUCAGCACCACAGAGGCUGCGCUGGCACUGAAUAGGUACAUAUGUUCAGCUGUGCUCCCGCUCCUCACUAGAUGCGCCCCUCUCUUUUCUGGGACGGAGCACAGCACUUCUCUGAUCGAUUCUACGCUGCAGACAAUAUACAGGCUUUCCAAAGGACGGUCCCUCACCAAGGCACAGAGGGACACCAUAGAAGAAUGUUUGCUUGCCAUUUGCAAUCACUUGAGACCUUCCAUGUUACAGCAACUUCUACGCCGUCUGGUGUUUGACGUGCCGCAGCUCAGCGAGUACUGCAAAAUGCCUCUUAAGCUUCUGACUAAUCAUUAUGAGCAGUGCUGGAAGUAUUACUGCCUGCCUUCGGGAUGGGGGAGCUACGGGCUGGCUGUGGAGGAGGAGCUGCACCUCACCGAGAAGCUCUUCUGGGGGAUUUUUGACUCCCUCUCCCACAAGAAAUAUGAGCUGGAUCUCUUCCGAAUGGCCCUGCCUUGUCUCAGUGCAAUUGCUGGGGCCUUGCCACCGGACUACUUAGAUACAAGAAUCACAGCCACAUUGGAGAAGCAGGUCUCCGUGGAUGCAGAUGGAAACUUUGACCCCAAACCUAUCAACACCAUGAAUUUUUCCUUGCCUGAAAAAUUGGAAUACAUUGUCACCAAGUAUGCUGAACAUUCUCAUGAUAAAUGGGCCUGUGACAAGAGUCACAGUGGAUGGAAAUAUGGGAUUUCUCUGGAUGAAAACGUGAAGACCCACCCACUUAUACGGCCCUUCAAGACACUAACAGAGAAGGAGAAGGAAAUUUAUCGUUGGCCUGCCAGAGAGUCCCUGAAAACCAUGCUGGCUGUGGGCUGGACGGUGGAAAGGACCAAAGAAGGAGAAGCUUUGGUUCAACAAAGAGAGAAUGAGAAACUUCGAUGUGUAUCCCAGACCAAUCAGGGCAACAGCUACAGCCCUUCUCCUCUAGACCUUUCAAAUGUUGUGCUGUCCAGGGAGCUCCAGGGAAUGGUAGAGGUGGUGGCUGAAAACUAUCACAAUAUCUGGGCCAAGAAGAAGAAGUUGGAGCUAGAGAGCAAAGGUGGUGGCAGUCACCCUCUUUUGGUUCCAUAUGACACCUUGACUGCCAAGGAAAAGUUCAGGGAUCGAGAGAAAGCACAGGACCUGUUCAAAUUCCUCCAGGUGAAUGGCAUUAUAGUUUCUAGAGGUAUGAAGGAUAUGGAGCUAGAUGCCUCCUCCAUGGAAAAGAGAUUUGCCUACAAGUUUUUGAAAAAGAUCCUGAAAUAUGUUGACUCUGCUCAAGAGUUUAUUGCUCACUUGGAAGCCAUUGUCAGCAGUGGGAAAACGGAAAAGUCUCCCCAUGACCAGGAGAUCAAAUUCUUUGCCAAAGUUCUCCUCCCAUUGGUUGACCAGUACUUCACCAACCACCGCCUUUACUUUCUGUCAUCUCCUCUGAAGCCACUGAGCAGCAGUGGGUACGCAUCCCAUAAAGAGAAGGAAAUGGUGGCCAGCCUGUUCUGCAAGCUGGCCGCUCUUGUGAGACACAGGAUUUCCCUCUUUGGGAGUGAUUCAACUACAAUGGUGAGCUGUCUUCACAUCCUAGCUCAGACACUUGACACAAGGACCGUAAUGAAGUCAGGCUCAGAGCUGGUGAAAGCCGGGUUGCGCGCAUUCUUUGAAAAUGCAGCGGAAGACUUAGAGAAGACCUCAGAAAACCUGAAGCUGGGGAAGUUUACCCACUCCAGAACGCAGAUCAAAGGUGUUUCUCAGAGUAUUAACUACACCACAGUGGCUCUGCUUCCCAUCCUGACAUCCAUCUUUGAGCACAUCGCUCAGCACCAGUUUGGGGUGGAUCUACUCUUGAGUGACGUGCAGAUUUCCUGCUACCACAUUCUGUGCAGCCUCUAUUCCCUCGGGACUGGGAAAAAUAUCUAUGUUGAAAGGCAACGUCCCGCUCUUGGAGAAUGUCUGGCUUCCCUGGCAGCUGCUAUCCCGGUGGCAUUUCUGGAGCCCAGCCUUAACCGCUUUAAUCCCCUCUCAGUCUUCAACACCAAAACUCCCAGGGAGCGGUCUAUUCUGGGCAUGCCCGACAAGGUGGAAGACAUGUGUCCUGACAUCCCCCAGCUGGAAGGCCUGAUGAAGGAAAUCAAUGGCUUGGCAGAGUCGGGUGCCCGCUAUACUGAGAUGCCCCAUGUCAUUGAAGUGACCUUGCCCAUGCUCUGCAACUACCUGUCGUACUGGUGGGAGCGGGGACCUGAGAGCCUGCCCCCCAGCACAGGCCCCUGCUGCACCAAGGUCACCUCCGAACACCUCAGCCUUAUCCUGGGCAACAUCCUGAAAAUCAUCAACAACAACCUGGGCAUCGAUGAGGCCUCCUGGAUGAAGCGCAUUGCAGUGUAUGCCCAGCCAAUCAUCAGCAAAGCCAGGCCUGACCUGCUGCGAAGCCACUUCAUCCCCACCUUGGAGAAGCUAAAGAAGAAGGCAGUGAAGACUGUACAGGAAGAGGAGCAGCUGAAGACUGAUGGCAAGGGGGACACCCAGGAGGCUGAGCUUCUCAUCCUAGACGAGUUUGCUGUCCUCUGCAGGGACCUCUAUGCCUUCUACCCCAUGCUGAUCCGCUAUGUGGACAACAACAGAUCUAACUGGCUCAAAAGCCCGGAUUCGGAUUCUGACCAGCUCUUCCGCAUGGUGGCUGAGGUCUUCAUUCUGUGGUGUAAAUCUCACAACUUCAAGAGGGAAGAGCAAAAUUUUGUGAUUCAAAAUGAAAUUAAUAACUUGGCAUUUUUAACUGGAGACAGCAAAAGCAAGAUGUCAAAAGCCAUGCAAGUAAAGUCUGGAGGUCAGGACCAGGAACGGAAGAAGACAAAGAGGCGAGGAGACUUGUAUUCCAUCCAGACCUCCCUCAUCGUGGCUGCACUCAAGAAAAUGCUGCCCAUUGGCCUGAACAUGUGUACUCCAGGCGACCAGGAGCUCAUCUCUCUCGCAAAAUCACGAUACAGCUGUAGGGACACUGACGAAGAGGUCAAGGAACACCUUCGGAACAACCUGCACCUGCAGGAAAAGUCUGAUGACCCAGCUGUGAAAUGGCAACUGAACCUCUACAAAGAUGUUCUGAGGAAUGAAGAGCCUUCUAAUCCGGAAAAGACGGUGGAGCGAGUGCAGAGGAUUUCAGCGGCCCUCUUCCACCUGGAGCAGGUGGAACAGCCUUUGAGGUCCAAAAAGGCUGUAUGGCACAAACUGUUGUCAAAGCAACGGAAACGGGCAGUGGUGGCCUGUUUCAGGAUGGCUCCCCUCUACAAUCUGCCCAGGCACCGCUCUAUUAACCUCUUCCUCCAUGGCUAUCAGAGAUUUUGGAUAGAAACAGAGGCGUAUUCCUUUGAAGAGAAACUAGUACAGGAUUUGGCUAAAUCUCCCAGGGUUGAAGAGGAGGAAGAAGAGGAGGCAGAAAAACAGCCUGACCCACUUCACCAGAUCAUUCUGCAUUUUAGCCGCAAUGCACUCACGGAGAGGAGGUCAGCAUCGCUGUGCUGCUCUUCGCAGAGGCCAGGGAUGACACGCAGUCACACUACUCCUCUGCGCAAAUUGGAAGAUGAUCCUUUGUACACCUCCUAUGCCAGCAUGAUGGCCAAGAGCUGUGAGAGUGGUGAGGAUGAAGAAGAAGAGGAAGACAAAGAAAAAACAUUUGAAGAGAAGGAAAUGGAGAAGCAGAAAACACUCUAUCAGCAAGCUCGGUUGCAUGAGCGUGGUGCUGCAGAGAUGGUCCUUCAGAUGAUAAGUGCCAGCAAAGGUGAGAUGAGCCCCAUGGUGGUGGAGACGCUGAAGCUAGGGAUUGCCAUUCUGAACGGAGGCAAUGCUGGUGUUCAACAGAAAAUGCUAGAUUACUUAAAGGAGAAAAAAGAUGCUGGAUUCUUUCAAAGCCUCUCUGGUCUUAUGCAGUCUUGCAGUGUCCUUGAUUUGAAUGCAUUUGAGAGGCAGAAUAAAGCUGAAGGCCUGGGAAUGGUUACAGAAGAAGGGACACUCAUUGUUCGUGAGCGGGGUGAAAAGGUGCUGCAGAAUGAUGAAUUCACACAAGACCUCUUUAGAUUCCUGCAGUUGCUUUGUGAAGGACAUAACAGCGACUUUCAGAACUUCCUGAGGACUCAGAUGGGCAAUACCACCACUGUGAACAUCAUCAUCAGCACUGUGGACUACCUUCUGCGUCUGCAGGAGUCAAUCAGUGAUUUCUAUUGGUACUAUUCAGGAAAAGACAUCAUUGAUGAGUCUGGACAGCACAAUUUCUCCAAAGCUUUGGCAGUCACCAAGCAGAUUUUUAAUUCUCUUACAGAGUACAUCCAGGGCCCUUGUGUCGGGAACCAGCAGAGCCUGGCUCACAGUAGGCUGUGGGAUGCAGUGGUCGGAUUCCUCCAUGUAUUUGCUAACAUGCAGAUGAAGCUUUCUCAGGAUUCCAGUCAGAUCGAGCUGCUGAAGGAACUCUUGGAUCUCCUUCAGGACAUGGUGGUGAUGCUUCUGUCCCUCCUGGAAGGAAACGUGGUAAAUGGGACUAUUGGAAAGCAGAUGGUUGACACGCUGGUUGAGUCGUCUACUAAUGUAGAGAUGAUCUUGAAAUUCUUUGACAUGUUCUUGAAACUUAAAGACUUAACCAGCUCAGACACCUUCAAAGAGUAUGACCCAGAUGGUAAAGGGAUCAUCUCCAGAAAAGAAUUCCAGAAGGCUAUGGAAGGUCUAAAGCAAUACACACAGUCAGAGAUUGACUUUCUCCUUUCGUGUACAGAGGCUGAUGAGAACGACAUGUUUAAUUAUGUGGAUUUUGUAGAGCGGUUCCAUGAGCCAGCCAAAGAUAUAGGGUUCAACGUGGCAGUGUUACUGACAAAUCUCUCUGAACACAUGCCCAAUGAUUCUCGUCUAAAGUGUCUGUUGGACCCAGCAGAAAGUGUGCUAAAUUACUUUGAACCAUACCUGGGUCGAAUUGAGAUCAUGGGUGGGGCCAAGAAAAUUGAGCGUGUGUAUUUUGAGAUCAGUGAAUCCAGUCGAACUCAGUGGGAAAAGCCUCAAGUGAAGGAAUCAAAGCGACAGUUCAUCUUUGAUGUUGUCAAUGAAGGUGGCGAGCAAGAGAAGAUGGAGCUGUUUGUGAACUUCUGUGAGGACACAAUCUUUGAGAUGCAGUUGGCAUCUCAGAUCUCAGAAUCCGACUCAACUGACCGGCCAGAAGAGGAAGAGGAGGAGGGAGAAGAUUCUGCUUAUGCGAUAGAAAUUGAAGGGGAAGAGGAGGAAGACAAGUCUUUCGAGUCUGCCUCUGCAUUUGCCAUGGCCUGCACCUCAGCAAAGAGAAAUGUCACCAACUUUCUGAAGAGGGCAACCCUGAAGAACCUCAGAAAACAGUACAGGAACGUGAAAAAGAUGAGUGCGAAAGAGCUGGUGAAGGUGUUCUUCUCUUUCUUCUGGAUGUUGUUUGUGGGCCUCUUCCAGCUGCUCUUCACUGUCUUGGGAGGAAUCUUGCAGAUCCUCUGGAACACAGUGUUUGGAGGGGGCCUUGUAGAAGGAGCAAAGAACAUCAGAGUGACCAAGAUUCUAGGUGACAUGCCUGACCCCACCCAGUUUGGGAUCCAUGAUGAUGCAAUGGAAACUGACAGGGCAGAAAUGACUGAGCCAGGUGUCACCACUGAGCUGGCCCACUUUGUAAAGGGUGACAUAGGAGAUACAGACAUCAUGUCAGACCUCUUUGGAGUCCACUCAAAGAAAGAAGGUGGCUUAAAGCAAGGGCCUGAGGUGGGAUUAGGUGACCUCUCUGAAAUUAUUGGCAAGGAUGAACCCCCGACAUUAGAGAGUACUGUACGGAAGAAAAGGAAAGCACAGGCAGCAGAGAUGAAAGCAGUGCAUGAAGCAGAAGGAAAAGCUGAAUCUGAAAAGGCCGACAUGGAAUACAGAGAAAAGGAGGACAAGAUCAAGGAGGAGGGGCAAGCAGAUUACCUGUGGGCAGAGGUGACAGUAAAAAGGAGUCGACGGCGAGGUCAAAAGGCUGAGAAGCCAGAGGCCUUCAUGGCCAAUUUCUUCAAAGGGCUGGAAAUCUAUCAGACCAAGUUACUGCACUACCUGGCCAGGAAUUUCUACAACCUGAGGUUCCUUGCUCUGUUUGUAGCCUUCGCUAUCAACUUCAUCCUGCUUUUCUAUAAGGUCACCGAAGAACCUUUGGAGGAAGAGACAGAGGACGUUGCAAACUUGUGGAACUCCUUUAAUGAUGAUGAUGAUGAAGAAGCGAUGGUGUUCUUUGUUCUUCAGGAGAGCACCGGGUAUAUGGCACCAACACUGCGUGCCCUGGCCAUUGUCCACACUGUCAUCUCUCUGGUCUGUGUGGUGGGCUAUUAUUGCCUGAAGGUACCUUUGGUGGUAUUCAAAAGGGAGAAGGAAAUUGCCAGGAAGCUAGAGUUUGAUGGUUUGUAUAUCACCGAGCAGCCAUCUGAAGAUGACAUUAAGGGGCAGUGGGACCGCUUGGUGAUCAACACACCAUCUUUUCCUAAUAACUACUGGGACAAGUUUGUGAAGAGAAAGGUGAUCAACAAGUAUGGAGAUCUCUAUGGAGCAGAACGCAUCGCUGAACUUUUGGGUUUGGACAAAAAUGCCCUUGACUUUAGCCCAGUAGAAGAGACCAAAGCAGAGGCAGCAUCUCUAGUGUCAUGGCUAAGUUCCAUCGACAUGAAGUACCAUAUUUGGAAGCUGGGGGUGGUUUUCACUGACAACUCUUUUCUUUACCUUGCCUGGUACACAACCAUGUCUGUUCUGGGCCACUACAACAACUUCUUCUUUGCUGCUCAUCUGUUGGAUAUUGCAAUGGGCUUUAAGACCUUGAGGACAAUCCUAUCAUCUGUAACUCACAAUGGCAAACAGCUGGUUCUGACUGUUGGCCUCCUGGCUGUGGUUGUCUACCUCUAUACUGUGGUGGCUUUCAACUUCUUCCGCAAGUUCUACAACAAAAGCGAAGAUGAUGAUGAGCCAGAUAUGAAGUGUGAUGACAUGAUGACGUGCUACCUCUUCCACAUGUAUGUGGGAGUGAGGGCAGGUGGCGGCAUUGGUGAUGAAAUUGAAGACCCUGCUGGUGACCCUUAUGAAAUGUAUCGCAUCGUCUUUGAUAUUACCUUCUUCUUCUUUGUCAUUGUCAUCUUGCUGGCCAUCAUUCAAGGUCUUAUUAUUGACGCAUUUGGAGAGCUGAGAGACCAGCAGGAACAAGUACGAGAAGACAUGGAGACUAAAUGCUUCAUCUGUGGCAUUGGCAAUGACUACUUUGACACAACCCCUCAUGGCUUUGAAACACAUACGCUGCAAGAACACAAUUUAGCCAAUUACCUAUUCUUUCUGAUGUAUUUGAUUAACAAGGAUGAAACAGAACACACGGGUCAGGAAUCCUACGUGUGGAAGAUGUACCAGGAAAGGUGUUGGGACUUCUUCCCAGCUGGAGACUGCUUUCGUAAGCAAUAUGAAGAUCAGCUCGGGUAAACCUGAGUUUAAGAUGAGCCACAGUUCUGGACAGUCACCAUCUAAUGCAACAGAAUCCUUCUUUAACAAACACACAAACAAAAACUGUAUUUGGAAACCAGUUUGGCUUUUGUGCCCAAUGGACACAUAACGAUGGCAAAGUGUCAAGGACUCCACCUGACUGCUCGCAGAGCCCUCGGUUCUAAAAGCAACUAGUUUAUUGGGAGGGUUCAGAGAAAUGUGAAGUCUUGAAUGUCAUGCAAGAGGACCCCGCCAGGGACCGAUCGGUGGGCAGAACUACACAAAACUAUGUUCAACUCAUGAGAUCUAAUUUUUCCAUGGUACUUGCUAGUGACUGUAUCCAGAAUCGGCCUGAAAAGCUUUAAGCAGCUAAGGAAAUAGAAAACAAACACUUUGUCGAAACUGAAAUAUCGAUUAAGUGCCUUAAAAAUCUCUUUAGAUAUAGCUAUGCAAGUUUUUUAUGUUUGUGUUCCAGAAGGACAACUCCAUUAAACAGCUGUGCUGAUCUUCUGUCUUACUUUAUGAAACUGCACUUGAAGGUUAUUCACAUAAUUUCUUCAGUGACAGCUUGUUGGCUGCUGUUAUUUGAAGAAAGACACUGUACUGAAAUUUCAGAAAAAUCUGUCUUAUACCAAACUUGAGUGAUGCUUUAUAGUCCUGUGUAAGUAGUGGAGCCGCCAUGUUUUAGGUCAAUCUCCUCCAAUAAAAUCAAGUGCCCACUGCAAUAAA
Messenger RNA from Meriones unguiculatus (Mongolian gerbil), 15677 nucleotides. RefSeq names its product ryanodine receptor 3 (gene Ryr3). Gene Ontology annotation, biological process: intracellular calcium ion homeostasis; calcium ion transmembrane transport. NCBI's taxonomy places the organism in Eukaryota, Metazoa, Chordata, Mammalia, Rodentia, Muridae. Gene Ontology annotation, cellular component: Z disc; calcium channel complex; smooth endoplasmic reticulum. Gene Ontology annotation, molecular function: protein binding; ryanodine-sensitive calcium-release channel activity; calcium ion binding. Bases 270 to 14948 code for a protein of 4892 amino acids. The record is from RefSeq and is a predicted model, not a curated record. The transcript is spliced from 104 exons.